Messenger RNA from Alternaria arborescens, 1137 nucleotides. RefSeq lists its product as hypothetical. Bases 1 to 1137 code for a protein of 378 amino acids. Lineage: Eukaryota; Fungi; Ascomycota; Dothideomycetes; Pleosporales; Pleosporaceae. The record is from RefSeq and is a predicted model, not a curated record. Gene Ontology annotation, molecular function: copper ion binding; oxidoreductase activity. The transcript is spliced from 6 exons.
AUGUUUCAUCGCGUAGUUUUCUAUCUCUGGAAGACUUUCCUGUUUGCGGCUCUUGCUCGCACCGCGCUCGCAUCGGCCGGAUACGAAAAUGUGACAUCUGGCGUUGUCAGGACUUACUAUGUCGCCGCUGUGGAAGAAGAGUGGGACUACAUGCCUAGCGACAUGGACAUGAUCAACGGGAUGCCAGUGCAAGAUUCUCCCCAGGCCGCUGCUUUCGGUACAAGGAAUGGCCAAAGAAUAGGACACGUUUACAAGAAAGCUUUAUUUCGAGAGUACCAGGACGGAUCAUUCACGCAGCAAGCCCCAAGGCCAGAGUGGCUCGGUAUGCUCGGACCUAUAAUCCGUGCUGAGGUAGGAGACACCGUAAAGGUGGUGUUUAAAAAUAUGGCUUCUCAUAACCAUACGAUGCAUCCCCAUGGCUUUCGCUACGCCAAACCAAGCGAAGGCCUUGCUGCCGCAGGGCAAGAGUCUGAAGGGAAUUCUGUUGCGCCUGGAUCGACUUGGACAUACACCUGGGAAGUGCCAGAACGUUCAGGACCCGGACCAUUGGAUCCCCCAUCUUUAGCUUGGACUUAUCACUCCGAUGUUGCCGGCCAGCAAGACGUGAAUAGCGGCCUGGUGGGUGCUUCCAUCGUCUAUCGUCCGGGGGAACUCGCAAAGCACACCUUGAAUGUACCGGCUCCGGCGGGGUCGAAUCUGACAGAAGAAGUGCUGACACUGUUUCUCAUCGUGGAUGAGAACCUCUCUUACUACAUCGAUGAAAACACCCUCAACAAGACGAGUAUCUCGGAGCGCGAGCUUCAGGUUACCAGGCUGGACCCAGGUUUUCAGCAGAGCAACAUGAAGCAUAGUAUCAACGGGCGCAUGUUUGGUAAUCUAUUCGGCUUGAAUCUGACCGUGGGCCGAAACGCUCGUUGGCAUGUUGAAGCGCUUGGUGACGUGCGCAACGUUCAUACUCCGCAUUGGCACGGUAACGUCCUACUUUGGGCUCAACAGAGAGUGGAUGUUAUCAAUGUUUUGUCCGCUCAAACGAGGUCGCUAAGCAUGAUUGUGGACAACCCGGGCACUUGGAUACAUCACUGCCAAGUUCUCAAUCACCGCGCCCGUGGCAUGAUCGUGCAGUAUCAUGCGAGCUGA